This is a messenger RNA of Aricia agestis (brown argus), 4216 nucleotides long. RefSeq names its product calcium/calmodulin-dependent protein kinase kinase 1. Gene Ontology annotation, cellular component: cytoplasm. Bases 271 to 2142 code for a protein of 623 amino acids. NCBI's taxonomy places the organism in Eukaryota, Metazoa, Arthropoda, Insecta, Lepidoptera, Lycaenidae. The record is from RefSeq and is a predicted model, not a curated record. Gene Ontology annotation, biological process: protein phosphorylation; intracellular signal transduction; positive regulation of protein kinase activity. The transcript is spliced from 12 exons. Gene Ontology annotation, molecular function: ATP binding; calmodulin binding; calcium/calmodulin-dependent protein kinase activity.
UCGGCCGUGGCGUGAUCGUGGCGUGUGGUUUGUUGCCACACACUUCGUGACUUACGUGUUUUGCCACAAUCCGUUUACAUACAAUUGAAUACAAGUAACAAAAGUGAUAAUAGUUUAGGGUGUGUAUGAGUUUCAUAGAGAUGCUGUGAAUUUUCGAAUGCCUUUUUUAAAUCGGUAGUAUUGUAGUUUACGCUAAGAUAUAUAUGAACAGAGUAACUGGUGCAUAUCACAUGUGUUCUUGGUGCUGUUUUGCUUUUAACUGUGUUCACGAUGAAUGGAGUGACAGGUGAUGGGGGAAAUGACAGACACUCGGCGGUGGACGUUGUGGGGGGGCUGGGGGCGGCGGAGGCAACGGUGGGGGAGAGGGGCGCCGACAACAAGCGCUGGCUCCAGCCCGCCGAGGACAGGGUAUCAUUCCCGGUGGUCCGGUCGGAGCCGGAGCGCGGGGAACGCGGCCCGCUGCGUGCGGCCCGCUCGGCGGAGGGCGGGUCCCCCCGCGCGCGGCGCACGCGCGAGUCUCGCCGCGUGUCGCUGGCGCAGGCGGCUGGAUACGUGCAGCUCAACCAGUACCGCCUGCUGGAGCCUAUAGGACAGGGUUCAUACGGUAUAGUGAAGUUAGCGUAUAGCGAAGAGGACGACACACAUUAUGCGAUGAAGAUUCUCUCAAAACGCAAGCUAAUGCGGCGCGCGGGUCUGUUCGGGAAGACGCCACCGCGCCGGCCCGGGACGCAGACCGCAGCGACAAACGCACCGCAGCCGACUGCGGAUCCCCUGCAGCGAGUGUACCGCGAGAUCGCCGUGCUCAAGAAGCUGGAUCAUCCCAACGUCGUUAAGCUCGUGGAGGUGCUGGACGACCCGGCGGAGGACCAGCUGUACCUGGUGUUCGCGCUGCUGGAGGGGGGGCCCGUGGUGGACGUGCCCACCGACCGCCCCCUGCCUGAGGACUGCGCCAGGACCUAUUUCCGGGACGCGCUGCUCGGGGUCGAGUACCUGCACUACCAGCGCAUCGCCCACCGGGACAUCAAGCCAGCGAACCUGCUGCUGGGUGACGGCCGGGUGCAGCUGGCUGACCUGGGCGCCAGCGGGGAGCUGGCGGGGGAGGUGCGGCUGGCGGGGGCGGUGGGCACGCCAGCAUUCCGCGCCCCUGAGGCUGCUGUCUCCGCUGACACGUAUUUGGGAGAGGCAGCAGACAUUUGGUCUCUGGGCGCGACGCUAUACGCGAUGGUGACGGGCCGCGUGCCGUGGCUGGCCAGCAGCGUCGCGGAGCUGCAGCGCCGGAUCCUGGCCGAUCCCCUCACCUUCCCCGCCAGGCCGCAUCUCAGCAGACCCCUCAAGAGGCUGCUGUUCAGGAUGCUGGAUAAAGACCCCAAUACCAGGGCUACGAUGAAGGAGAUCAAGAACCACGAAUGGGUGACGAACAACGGGACGGAGCCGCUGCCGUCUGAGGAGGAGAACUGCCGGCUGGUGGAGGUGACGGAUGAGGACAUGGCGCAGGUCGUCACCUCCAUACCCAACCUCUCCACCCUCAUACUCAUCAAGACCAUGCUCAAGAAGCACAGCUUCCAGAACCCGUUCCUCCGUAGCCGCGAGAACAGCGCUCGGCGAGAGUCUGUGGACUCGACUGGGGAGCCGGCUGCGCGCGCGCAACGCAAGCCCGGCCUCGCGCGCUCCGGCAGAUCACUCUCCGCGCCUGGGAACUAUAUGACUGAGAAACAACAAUCAUUCGAAACUGCGUUAGAAGCCGUAGAAGAGAGAGACGCGCAGUGUGGUGCUAGUGAAGAAGAGAGUAAUGAAGAGGAAGCGAAGAGAGAAAAGAGAGAUGACCACAACGAUACCAAUCAGACUGCCAAGCUUAACACUGCUCAAAAAGUUGCCAGUAGUCAGAGUAAAGAAAAAUGUCAGAAUGGCGAGGGGAGUAGUCGCAAAAUUAGUAGCACUCAAAACAGCAAUGACAGUCAAAGUAGCAAGAUCAGUAGCUGUAGCAAUCGAGCUGAACGGUGCAAUUCUACUAAAGAUAGAAACUGUGUUAGUAGCAUAGGAAACGGUCAAAGCAAAGUCAGAAAAAACAGCAGAGAAGAGAGUAAAGAAAAGAACAGAACUGACACAGUGAACAAGGGGAAGGAUGCGAAGGUGUCACGGUGAUGGCGCGCGGGUGCUUAGGGCUUCGCCCCUUGCACGGCCCCACUCCCAAAUACCCAAUUUUAACACUCCUUUAGUGUCCUAUAAGUGUAAUUCAUUUUGAGCUAAGAGCGCACAGAAUAACAAAAAGGUGCUUGAUAUUUUUAUUUAUCUUUGCUUCAGUUAAUUUUGAGCCUAGAGCCACUAGUAUUCAAGAGCAGCUUAAAAAGUUUAAAUACAAAUUAUAGUAUAAGCGUUGACUGAGCUUACCUUAGCAUUAUGUAUGACACAAUUUUUUUUGUGUUUAAGGAAUAUUGUUCAUAGUUUAUAAUUAUUUUUCGCACAAUACGGUAGCUAUAUUAUUAUUUUAUGCAGCAUUUAAUAUUUUGUUACUUAAAAGCUAAGAAUUCGAUAUUCCACUGCAACGAAGUGCGCACGGACCAACCUGCAUUUUACAUAGAACUUGUCGUCGUGGUUAGUGAUUUUAGCCUAGGUAUGGUAGCUAUUAUUUUUACAUUUUUGAACGUAUAAGAAAUUAUUAUAUUAUUUAGAAUUCAGUUGUAAUCGUGAACCAAGCCGUUACGAGCCAGUACGUCUUAUUUAUCCUGACAAUCGUAAAUGUAAAUACUUAUAAUAUUGUGUUGAUUCUUCGAAAUAUUUAAAGACGAUACGUCACUAAAAUUCUUAAGAUUUUAUUCAGAUUUUACUAGCUUUAUAAAGCACUGACGUGUACAUAGACGUAAGCAUAGUAUUUUAUUAUAUUCAAUCUAAAUAUUCUAUUUCUAGUCGGAAGAUCUUCUAUGACACUUUUUAUCUCCUUAUAAUAAGAUGCACGUAUUUUUAUAUUUUAUCUAAUUAUUAAAUCGUGUUUAUUGCUAAAGCGCAUUUAAAUUUUAAAAUAUUUUUUAAUAUUACGAGAAUCUAUGGUACUUCAUAGGCUUAAGACGUUUACCCUUCUAUAUGAGUACAUAGCGUAAAAUGCUCAAAAUUGCUUUUAUAAUAUUGUACAGUAUAUUUUAUUAGGAUUAAUUGUCGCUUAUCGCCCCACCACGGUAAAACCCUGGGACCUAACGGAACAUCGAAAUAUGCACAAAAUAUUACUUACAUAAUUUGAUUUUUUUGACGUAGUCCUUAGUUAUCCAUUUCUAUUGCUAUCGGGGACCCUUUUGAGUCAAUUAGAAAACUUUACAGAUCCUAUUGUGGAAAUUCUGAAAUUUAAAAGAAUUGGAUAAAUUUAAACAUUAGAGUCAUAUUUUUCCUUUAUAAUCUCAUACAGUUGCUCAAUAAUAUAAGUUGAUAUUUUUACGGCCACCUCUCUGCCUACGCCAAGUUUGUAUUGCUAGAUCUGACAUAAUAUUACGAAGCUUGUGAGAUCUUGAUCUUCUUAUAGUGUAAGAUCAUAGGAUUUGAAUUCUCCGUAUUAUAAAUUGUACCGUCUUGGUAUAAAUUGGUUAAUAGUUCGAGGCACUUUGUAUGGUGUGGGAAAUAUGUGCAGUAGAUAUAUUCCAUUAUAUAAAUACUCUGUGGUAGAUAUUGUACCACCCUUUUAAAGUUAUUUUUUAAUAAAUUUUGUUUUAUUCAAAAUUCAUUGGGUAAAUAAAAUCGAGCAUCUCGUUUUGUCUCAGUGGGCAAUGUCUUAUGUCAUUAAGCAUUAAUUGUGUAUCAACCCACAAAACUUUUUUGACGAAUGUAGUCUUGCUCUAAAAUUCUUAAUGAUCUAAAUAACAUAACUUCCUAAUUCAAUACGUACUUUUUUUUUGUUGGUUGAUACACAAAUGCUUCAAACAGUCCAUUAACACUCUGCGCCUGAGCUCUGUGUAAUUAUGGUAUUUUGUAACACGACUGCGGUGACGCUUCCUCCCUUGAUUACUCUGGCGCGCGGAAAGGAAGAAUUUUCUUAAGAUAUAUUUACAGCACGUAUUCCCCACCACCCUCGCCGAGUACGGUUCCCGUGCUCACAGGGUCGGAGCCUCCUGUCCAGCUUAGAGUUUAUGGUUAGCGAGCGGUCCAAAUGUAUGUUGCCUUUUAAUGUUGUGAUAGACUAGGGAGGCGCCCCGUAUCUUAAGCUGUACAUAAUAAAGAUAUUGUUUUUGGUCCA